GUUCUCCUCUAAGAACAUACUCCAAUAAGAUCAGAACCCAUAUAUGUCCCAAGGUCCCUCCUUUGCAUUCAAGAUUCCAAAUGUCUUCAAAUGCACCCACAGAAACCAGUUCCCAAAUGCCUCAAGAGCCUGCAGGGAAUUUGCCUUUCCAAGUGAGUCCCCUAGUGACUCCAACAAGUCCAAUGCAAUCAAGUCUUUCAGCCCCUGAAAGAGACCUCCAUCAGCAGGAGUCCCAAGGUCCAUCAAGAAGAUCAAGACCUAUGGUACUGUCACCUAAUUAUGGUUACCGACAAAAGAGACUCGGGGCUCCAAGGAAAAUGCGCACUGUAUACACCAGGGAACAAAAGGACCUGCUGCAAACAUAUUUUGCUGAGUGCACAUACCCAAAACGGGAGGAGCGAAGAAAACUGGCAUUGUUGAUUGGUGUGACAGCACAUGAGAUCCAGAUCUGGUUCAAGAACAGCCGGGCUAAGUCCAAGCGGAAGAAUCUCAAGAAUAUCCCAGCAGCACCUCCAGAAACAAAUGGAAACUCUGAAGCUGUUUCUGAGCCAACCCAUCUUCCUGGUUCCUUACCUGUAAUUGCUUCUGCCAAUGGAGAGUCCAUGGGUUCAGGCACAUUUGGUGAGGAUUCCAUUUCCAACCUCAACUGCAGCCAGGGAUGGUCUCUGCAUCGUGACCAGGCCUGUGAUGGUGCCAGGUGUAGUCAGCAAGAAUACCUGCUUGAUGACCAUGCCCCUGUUAGAGCUGGUGACUCUAGUCAGUCAGUAGCAGUUGAAGUCCAGACUGGCGUAGCAGGAUCUGGAGCUUCAGUAGCCAUGGUAGCAUCCACUCAAGGUACAGAGGAUGCUCAAGAUUCAGGUCCAUCUGCUGAGGAGCUCUGGCAGAGGAUUCUUGAAGACUUUGAGGAGUUGGAGGAUUGGUACAAUUGUAGAUACUCCCACCCCGUUCCAUAA
This is a messenger RNA of Apodemus sylvaticus (European woodmouse), 953 nucleotides long. Its product is annotated as homeobox protein DLX-4-like. Lineage: Eukaryota; Metazoa; Chordata; Mammalia; Rodentia; Muridae. Gene Ontology annotation, biological process: regulation of transcription by RNA polymerase II. The record is from RefSeq and is a predicted model, not a curated record. The transcript has 3 exons. The annotation marks the transcript as partial. Gene Ontology annotation, molecular function: DNA-binding transcription factor activity, RNA polymerase II-specific; RNA polymerase II cis-regulatory region sequence-specific DNA binding.